This is a messenger RNA of Plasmodium adleri (nom. inval.), 867 nucleotides long. Its product is annotated as Plasmodium exported protein (PHIST), unknown function. Bases 1 to 867 code for a protein of 288 amino acids. NCBI's taxonomy places the organism in Eukaryota, Apicomplexa, Aconoidasida, Haemosporida, Plasmodiidae. The transcript is spliced from 2 exons. The record is from RefSeq and is a predicted model, not a curated record.
AUGAAUAAAAAAAGUGGUAGCCUUUCUGGAUUGUAUGUUCUUGAUAAGAACGAAAAAGGAAUAUUACGUUAUAUCUCUUUUAAAUUUCUUUGUUUAAGUUUAUAUAUAAUUGGGUUUUACUAUGUUUUUCUAAAUACAUCCUUAGAAAACAAGGGCUUACAUAUUGUUAAUAUUAGCAAUAUGUAUGAACGAAAUUUAGGUGAGGCACAAAAAAAUAGAAACGGUUCACAAAGGAAAAGAAAUUUAAAACUUAAAAAUGAAGAUGUAAGCAAAACAAAAUACAAUACAAAUAAUAUUAAAAGUAAUGAACAAAGUGUAGAGGAAAAUAAAAAUUGUAAUAACAAUGAUAUGAAGAAUAAUAAUGUUCAAAAUAAAAGUAAUAGUUCUGUGAAUAAUAUAAAUUAUAAUGAUUUAUCAAAAAAUUUAACAGAAAAGGAAUUAUAUAAUGUAUUAAAUUCAUUAAAAGAAUGUCCUUCAAAAGAAGAUCUUAGAAAUAUAUGGACUCACACACUUGGAGUUGCAAAAGAAGGUUUGGAUGAUAUAUAUCAACAGUUAAAGGCAUCAAUACAAAAAUAUUUAGAUAAUGAAGUUUGUCUUGGUACUGAUGAAUUUAGUGAUAAAAUUUUUGUAUAUAAAGAUAUGUGGAAUGAACAAAUUUCUAGAUUUUGUCAAUCAGUAGGAAAUGAACAGGGAGAAUACACUAACAAGUUUUUUAGUUUAAUUAAUGACAAACAUACGCUUGAUGAUAUUUUAAAAUUUAUUUAUUCGUUCUUAGAAUAUUUUCAUACAAUAAAAAAUGAAUUACAUGAAAAACAUCAAAAGGAACUCUUAGAAAGUAUUGCAAAAACCUUGAAUAAGAAAAAAUGA